CCUUCUCACCUUGGUCUUACAGUGGAAUUGAUUUGAGAUAUUGUGUUUUCUCUUGUACAGAAGGAGAGCAGAGUAAGAUAAAAGAGUUGGAGAAAGAUAAGAGGGUGAAGACAUCUAUGGAAUAUUACUGGAAACCGAUUGGAGUUUACUCAGAAAAAGAUGCUUUGCUUGCUGGUUCCACUAUUAGUUUUCCUGUCAUGUACAUAGGACAAGCAUACGUUCAUCCUAAUGUUUUCGAUGUUGGUUUUGCAACUAAGGAUUCCACAUAUGUCCAAUCUGGGGAUAGGCAAAUUGCUGGAGUCCUUCUAUAUUUCAAUGUUUUCUGCACAACAACUCCUGAUAAAUUCGAAUGGGUCAAUACUACCACUACGACGUUUGAUGGACUGAAUAAGGAUAUUCUAAUACCGGGAGGAAGUUUAUCGAAUGGUACUAAGAGUUAUGUUGGUAGAGUACAAGGGGGAGAUUACACCAUUCCAGGAAGCAUUCGUCUAACUCCCAAUGGAGCUUUUUUGUAUUGUUUAUAUGGCGUUUUCAGCGAGUACCAAGUUCUGAAGCUGAGGGAAGUAUAAUGCUGGAUUCUGUCAGAAUCAUGUCAUUGUUAUAUUAGCCAAUAAAAAGUCCUUCGGAAACUGG
Molecule: messenger RNA, 633 nt
Organism: Coccinella septempunctata (seven-spotted ladybird)
Lineage: Eukaryota; Metazoa; Arthropoda; Insecta; Coleoptera; Coccinellidae
Exons: 3
Coding region: 117-569 (150 amino acids)
Source: RefSeq, a predicted model, not a curated record